CCAGACACUUUUUUCAGGGAGAUUCAUUCUGAUAACCCGAUCGUAGUUUGAAUUUAUUUUCAGCUCUAUCUGACAAUGUAUUUUGUGCUUACUGUUAUUUUGCCUCUGCUCAUGCUUUCCUUCGGGGAGUGUGCAAGUGUCAACGACACACAAAGCAAAAUUGCCGCCCCGUAUCCCAGUAUGAUUACCGUGUUGAAUGGACAGAGAUGGGGAACAUGGGGAACUGCAGUGAAGUGUCCUUCAGGCACAUACGCUACGGGCUUUAGCCUCAAGGUUCUGACAAAUCAGGGGAUUUGGGAUGACACAGCCCUAAAUGGAAUUGCCCUUCAGUGCUCUAAACCGAUCGGGCCUACUGGUUAUGUCGGGCCCUAUACAACCAUCAGGACUGCUGAAGGAAGUUGGGGAACCUGGACACAGAACAUCUGGUGCCCCAGUGGAGUACUCACAUCUUUCCAGCUGCGAGUGGAGAGUUAUCAGGGAGUGUUUCGAGAUGACACCGCUGCUAACAACAUCAGGUUCACGUGCACCGGAGGCAAUGUGUUGGAAGGCAGUGGAAUGAGCUGGGGUAGCUGGGGUACCUGGAGCUCAGUUUGUGGUGGAACUGGGAUUUGUGGGCUCCAAACGAAAGUGGAGCCACCUCAGGGCAUAUCGGAUGAUACAUCUCUCAACGAUGUCGUCUUCUAUUGCUGCUAACUAAGCAUGAACUGACAAGAGGAGAACAUGAACAUGAAGAAUAACAGCUCCAUAUAUAAUCAAACUAAUGAUCUCUAUAUUUCUCAUGAAAUGAGUUCUCUAAAUAGAAUAUGAAUCUUUCAGUAAUCACAAAAAUGUACUCGCUGAUGAUUCUGUCUCGUUUAAUAUCCUUUCCUAUACUGUACUUUUGAAUGGAAAAUCAGUUUUGAAUUACUUCAUGAAAUAAAACAUGUUAAUCAGCUUAA
Molecule: messenger RNA, 938 nt
Organism: Ictalurus furcatus (blue catfish)
Lineage: Eukaryota; Metazoa; Chordata; Actinopteri; Siluriformes; Ictaluridae
Product: vitelline membrane outer layer protein 1-like
Exons: 5
Coding region: 76-693 (205 amino acids)
Source: RefSeq, a predicted model, not a curated record